Molecule: messenger RNA, 2353 nt
Organism: Cydia splendana
Lineage: Eukaryota; Metazoa; Arthropoda; Insecta; Lepidoptera; Tortricidae
Exons: 14
Coding region: 419-2338 (639 amino acids)
Biological process (GO): regulation of transcription by RNA polymerase II
Cellular component (GO): chromosome
Molecular function (GO): chromatin insulator sequence binding
Source: RefSeq, a predicted model, not a curated record
GUUUACACUAGAAACGUUUAGCAACACAACAAAAAUGCGCAUUUUCGCAUGCAUGAAACUAAUAAUAGCGUCAAGUUACCCAACAAGCAAGUUUGCACUCACUGAACCGGAGCCACACCUUGUAUGUCUUGUGAAAGUUCAGUAAAGAGAAAGUGAGUAUCAUGUUAGACACACGCACACAGUAUGAGAGUGUCCCGCGUAUAGCAAACUCGCCUGUCUAGUAAACUUUCUUUAACCCACUUUCUUCGUCUCUCGUUGAAUAAAUUUUAGUGUAGUGUCGCGUUUGGUGGCCGGUAGUGGUAUGCCGUAGCCCUACCAUCUACCAUCCCAGCAGUCCAGACCCCAGUGGUGGGAUAGUGGGACGUGGGGAUCGAUUUAAGUGGGACAGUGUUUUUUCCCGCGCGACGGCGACGGUGAUAUGUGUGACAUGCAGAAAAUGCCUACCAGAGAUGAUGCUUCUUGUGACGAAGACUCGGAGAUGAAUUUCGCAGCAUUCUCCACAGCGAAUGCUGCGGGCACGCACUUUGUGACCACCACCGGGCAACUGCCGGUUACUAAGCUACAGCAGAAUGUCACCAGCAAUGGAAGCACUUUGCAACAAGUGGUGGGCAUGGUGGGCAGCGACGGCGGCGUGCAGUACGUGCGCGCGGACGGGCUGCAGGCGCCGCAGCUCAUCACGCUGCCCAUCUCCCUGCCCGGGGCCAAGCCGGGCGACCCGCAGCAAACCGUCCAGAUCCAGGUGCUGAGCCCCAACAUCCUGCAGCAGCAGCAGCCCAAGUACCAGAUGCAGAUCCCCAUCCAGGGCUUCCAACAAGUCGCUCUUAGAGGCGGCGCGGUGCUGACGGUGGCGUACUCCCCGGACAACAACGAGGCGGGCAUACAGGUGCUCGGCAACACGCUGCCUGAAGGGCUGCAGGUGCUGGCGGCGCUGCCUCAAGACAUGCAGCUGGUCCAGCAGAUGCAGGACAACAAGGAGCAGAUCCAGCAGACCAUCCAACACCAGGUGUUCAUAACGCCGAACCAGCAGAUAGUGAUCAACGGCCCCGAGGACACCAAACUGAACAACAACAACACCAUCACCAACAACAACCAGGGCGUCACCAACAUCGUCAUCAAGGAGGAAUGCGACGACAACGCCAACGAUGACGUAAGUUGCUCUUUACACGAUCACACCAGACAUAACAACAACAACACCAUCACCAACAACAACCAGGGCGUCACCAACAUCGUCAUCAAGGAGGAGUGCGACGACAACGCCAACGAUGACGUAAGUUGCUCUUUACACGAUCACACCAGACAUAACAACAACAACACCAUCACCAACAACAACCAGGGCGUCACCAACAUCGUCAUCAAGGAGGAGUGCGACGACAACGCCAACGAUGACGAGAGCUCGCAGGGCACGGAGUCGAGUGAGAACAUGCAGUGGCAGAUCACCAGCACGCAGCAGGACCUCAUCAAGUACUUCAAUCAGUUCCAGCCGCAGCAACCCACGCUGCCGGUGUCGCUGCAGCAGUUCCUGCGCAUCAACCCCUCGGACACCAAGAAGGAGCCCGCCGUGGAGAUCGAGGUGCUGCCCAUGGACCAGGACAAGGAGCCCAUGGCCGAGGCCGUCGUCGGAGAAGACGGCUCCCUAAGAAUACAGCCGAAAAAGAAGAAAAAGUACAAAAAGAAAGCGCCGAAACCCGCGCGACCGAAGCCGGGGCAGGUGGUGAUCGCCAACGCGGCCGACGGCUCGCCCAUCUACUGCUGCCCGCAGUGCCAGAUGGCCUACCCUGAGAAGGAGCAGCUUGAGAUGCAUCUGUCGGUGCAUGAGAUCGAGAGGCGGUUCAUCUGUGGCAUCUGUGGGGCCGGUUUGAAACGCAAGGAGCACUUGGAGCGGCAUAAAUUAGGGCACAACCCGGAGCGGCCGUACGUGUGCGGCGUGUGCCGCAAGGGCUUCAAGCGGCGCGAGCACCUCAACCUGCACACCGUCAUACACUCCGGGGUCAAGACCGAAGUCUGCCCAGAGUGUGGGAAAGGUUUCUACCGCAAGGACCACCUGCGCAAGCACAUGCGCUCGCACGAGAGCAAGCGCCUGCGCGACGACGCGGAGGGAGGGGGGGCGGGGGCAGCCUCCACCCCCUCCCCCGCGCCCUGCCCCUCCCCCUCCGCCGGCAACAACUCCAUCCUGCCCGAGAUCACUAUACACGUGCCAACGAGCUCGAACAUGCAGCCGGUGCAGAUCAACAUCCCGCAGCACGUGGUGUCGUCGCUGCAGGCGCAGGCCGCCGCCGACACGCACGCCGCGCAGGCGCAGCUCGACGCGCUGCUCGCGCAGGCGCACGCGCACUCGUGACCACACCCCACCGGG